Messenger RNA from Vicugna pacos (alpaca), 2036 nucleotides. RefSeq names its product solute carrier family 35 member E4 (gene SLC35E4). NCBI's taxonomy places the organism in Eukaryota, Metazoa, Chordata, Mammalia, Artiodactyla, Camelidae. The record is from RefSeq and is a predicted model, not a curated record.
GAGGCAGCGAGCCCCACCACCGGCACCACGGGGCGCGGGAGCCCGCAUCGCCCCCGCCGGGCCUGAGCACGCAGGAGGUCCCGCGGUCUGGACCGAAGAGAAAAAGGACGGAGGAUUCCAUGUAAGCCUAGCGUUGGCACUAGUAGGGGAGAAGCGUGGAGACGUCCCUGGCACGGGGCAGAGGUGCCCGACGCCUACUAGGCCAGGCUUGAGCCCCUGAGAGCCUGGCAUCCCAGCAACAGCGACUUGGGCUCUGACCUGCCUGAGCAGGGAACGCAGCUUAGCUCCUGGCCCCAGGCUGGCGCAGGCCAGGCACAAGAAGCAGUGCCCUCACCUGUCUGAGACUCGGUGGCAUUCCAGGAACCCAGGUCUGGCCUGACCCAAGGUGGGGCUCUCUGGUGGCCCAGAGCUGGUCACCGGGGAGCCGGCCUCCCGCGCCAGCCCCUCUGGUACGGAUGUGCCGCUGCCCACCGGAGCACCAUGACAGCAGGAUGACCUCAGCUGAGGCAGUGGCAGUGUCUGGCGGGGCGCGGUUGGCUGGGUCCCCAGAUUGGCCCCCCGACACCCCUCAGGCCCUGGGGCGGCCUGGCCGGGCCCGGGUGGCCAUGGCGGCACUGGUGUGGCUGCUGUCGGGAGCCAGCAUGUCCAGCCUCAACAAGUGGAUUUUCACGGUGCACGGCUUUGGGCGGCCCCUGCUGCUCUCGGCGCUGCACAUGCUGGCAGCAGCACUGGUGUGCCACCGGGGGGCACGGCGACCCAUGCCUGGCCGCACCCAUUGUCAAGUGCUGUUGCUCAGCCUCACCUUUGGCACCUCGAUGGCCUGUGGCAACGUGGGCCUGAGCGCUGUGCCCCUGGACCUGGCGCAGCUGGCGACCACCACCACCCCACUGAUCACACUGGCCCUGUCAGCCCUGCUGCUUGGCCGGCGCCACCACCCGCUGCAGUUCGCCGCCAUGGGCCCGCUCUGCCUGGGGGCUGCCUGCAGCCUGGCUGGAGAGCUCCGGACACCCCCCGCCGGCUGUGGUUUCCUGCUGGCGGCCACCUGCCUCCGUGGCCUCAAGUCUAUUCAGCAGAGUGCCCUGCUGCAGGAGGAGAGGCUGGACGCGAUGACCCUGCUCUACGCCACCUCGCUGCCCAGCUUUUGCCUGCUGGCAGGCGCGGCCCUGGUGCUGGAGGCCGGCGUGGCGCCGCCGCCCGCUCCCACUGACUCCCGCCUCUGGGCCUGCAUCCUGCUCAGCUGCCUCCUGUCCGUACUCUACAACCUGGCCAGCUUCUCCCUGCUGGCCCUCACCUCAGCCCUCACUGUCCACGUCCUGGGCAACCUCACUGUCGUGGGCAACCUCGUCCUGUCCCGGAUCCUGUUUGGCAGCUGCCUUAGCGCCCUCAGCUACGUGGGCAUCGCGCUCACCCUUUCAGGAAUGUUCCUUUACCACAACUGCGAGUUCGUGGCCUCCUGGGCUGCCCGCCGGGGCUUCUGGCGGAGGGACCAGCCUGGCAAGGGUCUCUGAGACCUGAGGGCUCACAGGGACCACCUGGGACAGCCCCAGCUUGAAUCCAGCCUUGGCCUGUGGCCAUGGGAAACGUGGAGAGCGGGCAGCCUCUGGGGCCCAUGGGGAAGACAGGCCUUCCAGAAGGGCCACCUUGGAGGCUGGAAUGGGGACUCCCGGAGAGACCCCUCUCCUGUCCCUGCCCGCCUCUCCUCGCCUCAGUCCCCACUCACCACUGGAUGGUGGGUCCGAGCCCGGUGCAGGCACUGUGCCUGUGAGAGUAAUUAUUACAAUUAGUAUCAACUAUGACGCCGAGUAUUGCUGGCCAAACCGUGUUCUGAUGGCGACGACAAUGAAUCUUGGCGGUCGCGCAAUCCUUCCUCCAGGAAGUGGGGGAGGCAGCUAGGGGCCUGGGGAAGGGCUUCUUUGCCACUGGGCUUCCUAGGGAGUUGGGGUCGUCUGUGCCAACUCCAGGCAGCUGCUGUGGCCUCAGCCCCGGGCUCCCCAGUUUUGGGUCUUCCGUCCUCAAAUAAACUAUUUUUGCGUGGA